AUGAAGAAACAACUUUACUGCUACUACCCUCUUGCAGUACUUGUUUUGCUGCACCAUCUAAUGAUGCCCGGCUGCACAGCCAUGAAAAGAUUAAGUUUAGGCACUGAUCAAUCCGCUCUUUUAGCCCUGAAAGCCCAUAUCACUUCAGAACGGCAUGAAUUCUUGUCAAAAAACUGGUCUUCUACAGCUGCCGCAUCCUCUGUCUGUGACUGGAUAGGAGUCCAGUGCAGCUCUCGACACCAAAGAGUAACUGCUUUAAAUAUUUCAAACAUGGGACUCACCGGCACAAUACCUCCGGAUUUGGGAAACCUCUCCUUUCUUGUUUCUCUUGAUUUGAGAAAUAACUACUUCCACGGAUGUCUGCCCGAAGAGUUGUCACACCUGCGCCGCCUGAGGUUCGUCAGGUUAACCUCUAACAACUUCACUGGAGAGAUUCCAAUGUGGUUUGGUCACUUUCCUGAACUCCGGUUCUUGUUUCUGGACAGCAAUGGUUUUAGUGGUUUUAUUCCUCCUCCUAUCUCUAACUUGUCAAAACUGGAAACCUUAAAUCUAAGAGACAAUUUCCUGGGAGGUACUAUUCCAGAAAAGAUGGGAAAUCUUUCGGUCCUCAGAGAGCUGUAUCUAUCUGGGGAUGACUUAGUUGGUCAGAUACCAUUGAGUUUAUGCAAGUUUUCUCAUCUUCAGGUGCUAGACUUGUCUAACAACAGGUUUAGCGGGCACAUACCUAAAGAAAUUGGAAAUCUGGAGAAGCUCAAGGAGUUAUACCUCAGCACCAAUAACUUAACAGGUGUAAUUCCCCGAGAGAUUGGCAAUCUGUACGGUUUAGAGCUUCUCGUAUUGGGGAGUAACAACUUGGCAGAUACUCCUACUUACUACGGAAAACAUCCACUAAAGCAAACUAAGAAGUUCCUGAAGAGGUCUAUAUUCCCUGGACGUACGAUUCCACGAGAGAUAGGCAAUCUCCAAAACCUGCAGGGGCUCAAUCUGGAAUUGAAUCAAAUCACGGGAAGCAUUCCAAGAGAAAUUGGGAAUUUGACGAUGCUUACUGAACUCUAUUUCGCCAACAACUCCGUGACAGGUACAAUACCACGAGAGAUGGGUAACCUUUACCAACUCGAGAAUCUUGAGUUGUUUUCUAAUGGCUUGAAUGGCUCCAUUCCCCCUGGGCUCUUCAACCUCUCAGCAUUGCGGAAUAUUGACCUUGCAUCUAAUCUUCUAUCAGGAAAUCUUCCGCCGGAUCUAGGAUACAGACUGCCCAAGUUAUUAGCCAUAGAUCUUGAUGGGAAUAACCUUGGUGGAGUUAUACCAGUGUCCAUUACAAAUUGUUCCCAAUUAAGAAUGCUAGAACUUUCAGUUAACGGAUUCACUGGUUCCAUUCCUGACGCCCUCGGGGACCUUAGACUUCUGCAAUUUCUAGCUCUGUAUGGCAACAAUUUAACAAGUGAUCCUACAUCUAUGGAGCUGAGCUUCAUCACUUCAUUGACAAAAUGCAAAAACUUGUAUUAUUUAUACCUGGGCCGAGACCCCUUCAAGGGGCUUCUUCCAGCUUCCGUUGGGAAUCUCUCUGCUUCUCUACAGAUAUUGCAUUUAGGAAGUAGUGAAAUCAAGGGCACCAUACCAAGUCAAACUGGCAACUUGACCAAUUUGCUAUUGCUUGAUCUACGAUCGAAUCACUUGACCGGAGGUAUUCCAACAGCAUUCAAAAAUCUACAAAACCUGCAAGGUUUGGCUGUGGAAGAUAAUAAUCUUAACGACACCUUAGAUAACCUUUGCAAUUUGCAUAGCUUGACUUUAGUAUAUCUGACCACAAACCAGUUUUCUGGGUCUUUACCAGAAUGCUUUGGUAAUAUGACUUCUCUUCGGGAUUUUAAAAUAGGAAACAACUUUUUAGUCUCUGCCAUACCUAAUAGUUUUUGGAAACUCAAAGAUCUCUUGCAGUUGAACUUAUCCUCAAACUCCCUUAAUGGUUCCUUGCCUCUUGAAGUUGGAAAUCUGAAAGCUAUAACAUCUAUAGACGUAUCAGCCAAUCAAUUCUCUGGUGACAUUCCCAGCACCACAGGUGAUUUGCAAAACCUGUUGAUUUUAAAUUUAUCCCAAAACCAAUUUCAUGGAUCUAUCCUAGAGUCAUUUGGCAAUAUGCUCAGCUUGCAAGGACUUUACUUAUCGCACAACAAUCUUUCUGGCUUCAUACCGAAGUCAUUGGAGGCACUUCGGGACCUCAAAGAGCUUGACGUUUCUUAUAACCAUUUAAGUGGUGAAAUUCCUUCUGGUGGUCACUUUAGGAACUUUACUGCAGAAUCUUUUCUGUUCAAUGAGGCAUUGUGCUGA
This is a messenger RNA of Coffea arabica (coffee), 2328 nucleotides long. Lineage: Eukaryota; Viridiplantae; Streptophyta; Magnoliopsida; Gentianales; Rubiaceae. The record is from RefSeq and is a predicted model, not a curated record.